AUGAAUCAACCUCAAAUACCUCUGUAUCAACCGAACCAAACCUUAACAGUAGGUUCACACCAAGUGAAAGUCGUAAGGUAUCUUACUAGUGGUGGGUUUGCACAAGUGUACAAAGUAGAAUUCUCUCCUAUAGAUCCCUACAUAAACAGCAAUUUGGGUUGUCUUAAAAGAGUUAUCACCCCAAAUAAGCAAAACUUAAAUAUGCUUCGAGCAGAAGUGGAGGCUAUGAAACUAUUAAAGAAUAAUAGACAUGUUGUCUCUUACGUCGAUUCCCAUGCUGCUAAAUCAAUCACAAUACCAGGAAAUUAUGAAGUUUUCUUGCUGAUGGAAUACUGUGAAAAAGGUGGUUUAAUCGAUUUCCUUAACACAAGACUACAAAAUAGGUUAAACGAUGAUGAAAUAUUAAACAUUAUGAGCCAAAUAACUCAAGGUAUUGCUGCAAUGCAUGCACUUCAACCGUCUCUAGUGCACAGGGAUAUAAAGAUUGAAAAUGUACUCAUUGCUGCAAAUGGAGACUUUAAGAUCUGUGAUUUUGGUUCCGUGUGCGGUGUAGUGAGACCUCCAAGAAAUAAUCAGGAACUUGAAUACGUCAAACAUGACAUAAUGAGAAAUACAACUGCUCAAUAUAGGUCUCCUGAAAUGUUAAACCUAACAAGUGGCUUCCCAAUUGAUGAAAAAUCAGAUAUAUGGGCCAUGGGUGUGUUUUUAUACAAAAUAUGCUAUUACACAACGCCUUUUGAGAAAGCUGGCGAAUCUGCAAUUCUUCAAGCAAGAUUUCAAUUUCCAGCAAUUCCGAUAUAUAAUGAUCGCAUCAAGAAUUUGAUUAAAGUAAUGUUGUCAAAAUUACCCACAAAUAGACCUAAUGUGUGCCAAGUAUUGGAAGAAGUCUCCAGAAUCCAGGGUAAGCAAUGCCCAAUCAAAAAUUUUUAUUUAGAAAGAGCUAUAGAGUUUUCGAAACAAAAAAUACUCACAACUAUCGGAACAAUACCACCGGAGCUUAAUCAUCCUGCUACAAUGGUAGAACUUAAAACCAACCUCACAUUUCCAGCAACGAAAACAAUGUCUGUAUAUCCGACAGAUAAGAUUGAACUUAAUGGAAGCACGGCAUAUACAUCCAAUACUAAUGCUCCAUAUAAUAAGAACAAUUCUAUUCCAAAUCUACACCAUGCAAAUACAAUUGCUAACCUUCAGAUACCCAGCGAUUUCACUACGCGACCUGAUUUAAGCAUACUGAUGCAAAACAGUGAAGCUAUUUCCAACAACAAUUUUGAAUCAAACCAUCAAUUUAGUCCAUCUAAAGUCCACUCUUUACAUAACCUUUCUCCUUCAAAACCUGUGACUACAUCAUAUAUUGACAGUGAGACACAAACAUUUACAUCUCGUAGUCCAGUAAGACGAUCAUUAUCAAGAGUAUCAUCUAUAAGGUCAAACUUUUCAGUAGAUUCGGAGACUGCAUACUUAAAUGAAGAAACUACUGGUAGUAAUAAUCUUGUGAGGAAAAUAAGUUACACAUUAAAAAAUGUACUCACAGGUGAAUCUAGGAAUACUUCUCCAAUUAGAUCGAGACAAAACACAGGUGACAGUUUGUGGAAUUCUGCCACGCAUAAAUUGAGAAGUAGGUUAACUGGUGGAAAUAAUAAGAGAUCAAUAUCCUACGAAAAAACUACAAAUAAAUCAAAUAGCUUAAAUAGAAGAAUAUCUCGUAUGAUAAGAGAUACAGAAGACAAUGCAGAAUGCCACAUUUUAGAAGAUGAUAAUAAACCUAGUUAUAUUACACCAAAGCUUAAACCAUCCUCUCAAAUUCCGAUGACCGAACUCAAUGAAAGUGAUGAGGUCGGAUUAUCAAAACAAUCUAAGGAAAGAUAUACAGAUUUAUCUCCGAUUAAUUUAAUUGUAAAUAAAGAGGCAAAAGAAUCCAUCCAGAAGAAAGUUCAGAAUCUUCUAAACAAUAGCGAUAAUGUUCCAACAAGGAGAACUGCCUCUGGAUACGGUCGGUAUACGAAUAAAGAAAAUUGUGAAUCACCUACAAAAUUGAAAUCUAAACCGCUGUCUACUAUAGAUACUAGGAAUACCAUCAGGCAAUCGAGUGUUAUUGUUACUCCUUUAUCGAAUCUUCAUUCACAGAGAGCUAAUACGAAAGCAGACAAUAAAAGACGUAUACCUCCACCCGUUCCAAAAAAACCAAACUCAUUGAAAAUUAAAGUCCAUCCAAACAGGAGAGAUGAAACUACUACUAGAAUAACAAGUGAUACUACAGAUUUUUUAAUGGAAGUUGAUGUUGAUGAUUUGGAAACAAAUUUUAGGCAAAGGUUCCCAAGUACAGUUAGAUAA
Maudiozyma barnettii is the source of this 2331-nucleotide messenger RNA. RefSeq names its product serine/threonine protein kinase PRK1 (gene PRK1). Gene Ontology annotation, cellular component: cytoplasm. The transcript has a single exon. Gene Ontology annotation, biological process: actin filament organization; protein autophosphorylation; actin cortical patch assembly. The record is from RefSeq and is a predicted model, not a curated record. Bases 1 to 2331 code for a protein of 776 amino acids. Lineage: Eukaryota; Fungi; Ascomycota; Saccharomycetes; Saccharomycetales; Saccharomycetaceae. Gene Ontology annotation, molecular function: ATP binding; protein serine/threonine kinase activity.